AUGUUUCUCCUUUGUAACGGUCUCCUUGUUUUUGUUGGUUUAACCAAAUCUUUCUCAACUUCUUCAAUAGAUGAUGACAAACCUUCCAAUAACUCACAAUAUUCAUCAUCAGUACGAUAUAUUGAAGUUGAAGAGGAAGAAGGUUCUCAAUCUCAUAUACUUGAUGUUGAGGUCAAUGAGCCAAUGAUGGAAAGAGAAGCUGAGAAGAGAACUAGUGAACCAGAUGAACAAAGUGCUGAAGAAGAGGAAGAAAAAGUAGAAGAAGAAAACAUUGAAAAGAUAAUUUUGAUAGAUGAAGAAAAAGUUGAACUAUUUGAUGGAGAUGACGUGGAGGAAUAUGAAGGGUCAGAAAUUGAUUACGUUCUAAUUGAAGAAAACAAUAUAGAAGAAGAAGAUUAUGUAGAAGAAGAAGAAGAAGAAAGUUGUAUGUUAAGUACAGAAGAGUUAAACAAAAAGUUCGACGAUUUCAUUAGAAAAAUGAAGCAAGAUAUAAGAAUUGAUGCUAGACGGCAUUUAGUAAUGGUCUGA
Messenger RNA from Lathyrus sativus (Indian pea), 528 nucleotides. Lineage: Eukaryota; Viridiplantae; Streptophyta; Magnoliopsida; Fabales; Fabaceae. The record is from the annotation of a GenBank genome assembly.